AGCAGCAGCAACAGCUAGCAGCAGUUAUCUCUGUCGGGGGACGAGGCGUAUUAACAUGCAAAAGUUUAGAAACACGGAUUCCUCGUCCUGAGUAGACUAAAAAGCGACGCUUGGUGACACCUGAGACGGCUAUCGACACCAUGGGGCAUAGCUGGCUUUCUCACUAGCUAGUUAUUGACGUUAUUUUGGAGCUUCAAAUGUGCGAAAAGUCGCUCGGUCUCUCUCUCGUCGUUGGAACAAGAUGGCAGCAGCAGCAGCAUCGUUGCAGGAUUUGACUGUGGUGCGGUUCCUCGUUGCUAGCCUGUUCCUUGACGCUCUGAGUGAUACAAUUUACUGGUCUUACUGAAGGUAUGGCCUCACAAGUCUUGGUUUACCCAUCACACCUGCACUCAGCUCAAACAAGUGCCUUAGGAACCAGCAGCAGCGGUACCAGCAGACACACAGGUGAAACCCACCACAGUAAUAACACCAGCAGAGCCUUCCAGCACCGACCCCCGCCCAAGACGUAUGUGAUCGGAGUCAACUACGGUAUCGCCUACCCCAACAACGUCAUCCCGUCGUCAGCCGGUGCACCGCAGGCAGCAGGAUUACAGAGCCAGGAGAGCUGGGAGAGACUAGGAGAAGGCCCAGCUGGGAUUCAAGAGCAGGAGUCUCUUUGCCAGAGCAGAGGCCCACAGGAAGUGAGGCUUCGUAGGGACAGUGGUGGAACCCCAUCAGGCAGUAGAGGAGGAGGAGGAGGAGGCGGCAGCGGUGUGGACUGCAGGCUCCUGAGGAGGACCUGUAUCAGAGCAGAGGAGGAGGCAGAGGGCAGGAGCAGAAGAGCACAGACGAGAGGGGGAUACGUUAACCUUCUAGACACAAGUGCCACCCAGAGAUGUGAAAAGAAGACAGGCGAAGGUGGAGAACAACCACAGGAGAACAGCUGCGUCAGAACCAUGCAGAUAGUGGAGGAGGUGUCUGCUCUACCUUCACUUCCUCCCCCUGUGGCCAUGUUGCAAACCAGCACCGGGAACCAUGCGGACACUGUUAGAGUAGGAGGCGGAGGGACACUGCCCGCUCAACACAACAGAGUUGAGCCAGUGACCGGGAUUGGGGCGGACGGGACCAAAGGUAGGCCUAACGGCAGCACAGAAACAGCAGCGGCGGGAGCUACGGUAACCAGAACCGGAUCAGGAGAUGGCGACUAUCAGCUAGUUCAGCACGAGGUUUUGACGUCCAUGAAGAACAGCUAUGAAGUUUUGGAGUUUCUGGGUCGGGGCACCUUCGGUCAGGUGGUGAAGUGCUGGAAGAGGGGGACGAAUGAAGUGGUGGCGGUCAAAAUACUGAAGAACCACCCAUCCUAUGCACGCCAAGGACAGAUUGAGGUGGAGAUCCUGGCACGGUUGAGCAGCGAGAACGCAGACGAGCACAACGUGGUGCGUGCCCUGGAGUGCUUUCAGCACCGCAGUCACACCUGCCUGGUGUUCGAGAUGCUGGAGCAAAACCUCUACGACUUCCUUAAACAGAACAAGUUCAGCCCACUGCCACUUAAAAUCAUCAGGCCUAUUCUGCUGCAGGUGGCAACAGCCUUAAAGAAGCUGAAGUCUCUGGGUUUGAUUCAUGCUGACCUGAAGCCUGAGAACAUCAUGCUGGUGGAUCCCUCCAGGCAGCCCUACAGAGUCAAGGUCAUUGACUUCGGCUCAGCCAGCCAUGUCUCCAAAGCCGUCUGCUCCACUUACCUGCAGUCCAGAUACUACAGGGCUCCAGAGAUUAUUUUGGGCCUGCCGUUUUGCGAGGCCAUAGACAUGUGGUCACUGGGCUGCGUGAUAGCUGAGCUCUUCUUGGGCUGGCCCCUCUACCCUGGAGCGCUGGAGUACGACCAGAUCCGGUACAUCUCACAGACUCAGGGCCUGCCCGGCGAGCACCUGCUCAACAAGGGGACCAAGACCUCUCGUUUCUUCUCCAAAGAGUCAGACUCUCCCUACGCCUCCUGGAGACUAAAAACGACAGAAGAGCACGAGAAAGAGACAGGACUCAAAUCCAAAGAAGCCAGAAAGUAUAUCUUCAGCUGUCUGCAAGACAUAGCACACGUGAACUUGGUGCUGAGUCCUGACAACAGUGACAUGCAAGCAGAGAAAGCAGACAGGAGGGAGUUUGUGUCUCUGCUAAAGAGCAUGCUGCUGAUCGACGCGGAGGAAAGAACUGUUCCCGACAGCGUCCUCAAUCACCCCUUCCUCACCAUGACUCAUCUGCUGGACUACCCGCACAGUAACCACGUGCAGUCAUCUUUCCGCAUCAUGGACAUGUGUCACAGUCGGUCAACCAACGCAGUCUUUGACGCUCUGAACCAGAACUCCAUUCAUUUCUCAAGACCUCCGGUAGCCCCCACUGUCUCCUCUGGCCUUCCUCUGGGCUACAGCAACAUCCCAGUCCACACUCAGGCUAUUACCCAGUCGGCUCCCUCAGUGUUGCAUCCUGGGAUAGCUAUAACAACUGGGAAUGGUCAGUUUGGGUGCAGCGACUCGUUCCCACCUGCUCUCCUCCUUUGUCCUCCCACCAUGCAAGGUAACCUUAAUCAACCAGCAGGGUAUUCUGUUCCCAUGGUAACUCAGGCCCCUCCCAUACAACCCUUACCAGUGAGGCCGGGUGUAAUUGCACAGCAGGCCUGGUCCAGCCGGGGCCAGCAGCUCCUCGUCCCAGCAGCCUGGCAGCAGAUGACUCCAGUGGGUCCUCCUCCCUCUCACCCGCCUCCACCACCCCCGUCCUCCCUAACCAAUGACACCACGGCCGGCCCGCAGAGGAUCAGCGACUGGGGGAAAGUGCGUCCCCACAGCAGCCAUUAUAGUUCAAUGAUGCAACAAUCUCUCCUGACCAAUCAGAUGACAGCCCUCUCUGCCCAUCAGCCAAUCAACAUCGGCAUAGCUCACGUUGUGUGGCCUCAGCCGGCCUCCAAAAGGAACAGACACAGUCACAACAGGAACCUGUCCCACCAGAGCAACAUCCACAUAUCGCAGUGUCGGACCCCAAAGAUGGUUGAUGUGGUCAGUCAGGCAGUGGCAGGAAGGGGGCAGCCACAGAGGGAGGUGCCCGUGGUAGAAAUCAGGCAACCGGAAGCUCAAAACACAGACGAGGAGGAAGAUGACGCAGAGGAGGAAGUCAGCUGCUUCAAAGAGGUGGUACCAAACGGUAUCAGACAGCUGGAGCGUUCCAGUCAACUACAGCGAGACGUGGCGGUCCUGAUGGGCGACACCCCGAGCCCCGCGCCCAGUGUGAUCAGCAUCCGUAGUGAAUUGACAGACGGAGAAGAUGAAGGGGAGGAGGAAGACCCCCGGAGGUGCCAUCUGAGCGAGUGUAAAGAGGAGUGUGUGUGUGAGGCGUGCAGAAACACCAGUGUGACCAUGGAGAGAGUGUGUUCCCUCAGCAGCCCCGACAGCAGCCUCAGCACCAGUUCCUUUGCCUCCAACUCGCUUCAGUCUAGCCCCUCUGUCUCACCUUGCAAGAGACCCAACAGCAUGUCAGAGGAUGACGGCCACGAGAGUGGCUGUGACACAGUGGAAGGCUCCCCCACGUCCGACACAUCAACCUCCCCGCACAGUAACAGUCCUUACCGUUACCUUGACAAUAGUAACCACAACAACCGCCCACCCUUGGCUGCCAUGGUACCACCACUGCCUUCCCCUGCAGUGCAGGGCAGGAGCCCCCGUGGUGUCAGGACAAUGGUGGUUCCACCAAUGAGAGUGCAGAACAACAACAAUCAAGGGAUAGAGGAGCGUUUCCACAGAACGGUCUCAGAGUCCUGGUCCCGGUCCAAAGGUCGCUGCAGCCUCAUCGGACAACAAAGCACUCCCUCUUCCGUCCCCCUCCUCCCAUCCGCCCCCCUCCUGUCCCGCCAACAAAAAUUGUCGGGGCAGCAGCAGCACCCUCUGGGUUUUGGACAGGUGCAGCCAUACGGUUCCAACCACAGCAGCAAAGAGUGGAACGGCAACUAUGGUCCGCUGCGGCCGCAUGCCUACAUCCCCCCUACUGUCCACACACACACCUUCACGCACCUGCCGCACAGCAGCCCCACGCACACGUCGGCCGCCCCGCACACACACACCCAGGGCCUGCCAACACACACCCUGCUGUCCUACCCUCCCAGCGGGCCACUCACCGCCGCCCACCACCCCCACCCCAUCCUGCCCUCUCGCCCUCCUCCUCCCCCUCUCCUCCAGCACAGCUACAGCCUCUCCCACACCCAAGGCGGCGCCAUAGUUCACCAGGUGACCCUUGGCCUCGGCACCCACCCGCACCACCCGGGGCACCCCCACAGGCUCCUCCCCUCGCCGACCAUCCACCCCCACCACCAGGCCAGUUUCGCCCACCACCCGCACCAGUUCAAGCCCCCCUUCCCGCCUCCGCCACCCCCACCUCACCCUUACAUGGCAUCGCCCGCCGCCUAUACAGGCUUCCCUCUGAGCCCCACCAAGCUCAGCCACCACCCCCAGUUCUCUUACAUCUGAGGAGCAGGAAGGGGCCGCAGCAGUACCUUCUGGUGAGGAAGGGCGACGGUAAAUGGAGCGGUGCUGCGACCUGGGCCUGUCGAACGAGCAGCAGAGCACAAAACGGACACUUGUGAUGACAAAGAAGAUGAAAGAAGAAGAAGACGAUGAUGGGAAAUGUGGUUAACAAGAGGAAGGUGAAUUAACGAUGUAUAAUAGGCGGAAUCGAGGAAGAAACCCAAAAGUAACGACGCUGAAGAUGCUGUUUUUUUUGUUUUUUUUUUCUUUCUGGUGUUACGAGGCCUCUCUUGACGCAGAGGCACAAAAAGUCGAUGAUGGUGUUUGAUUGUCGGAGUAACUCGCGCUCUGAAAGACUUUUCCUGCAAAUAUCAUGUCAACCAGCAGAGCGACGAUCCAUUUUAAAACUGCAAAGCUUUACGAGAGAGCAUCACAAGAGUGAGCCGAUUCACUGAUGAUGAUGAUGAUGAUGAUGAUGACGACGAUGAGAAAAUUGAAAAGAAGAAGAAAAGAAUGUGUCCUUUGCACAUUACCUCCUGUCAUUUUGUCGUUUGAGUAGUGUUCAGAAACGAUCUAAUUAUAGUGGCUGGAAAUCAUUUGUCGUCGUUCGCUGUCGACCCCUUUAUCUUUGUUGCCUUGUAGCACGUGCUAGCCGCUCAGAUCAGUUGUUCUUUUUUUUUUUUUUUUUUGGAAAGCCAUCCCAGUCUGUAUUAACCAGGAUCGUAAGAAAAAAACAAUGCUCCUGUCUUUGUUUGAGGCAGACUCCGCUGCUGCCCCCCCCCCCCCCCCCCCCCCUCCAGUGCCUUAAAACCAGAGUUUUAUGAUGUUAAACUUCAGGAGCUUAUAGAUUGUAACAUUUAAAAAAACGGGCUUUGCAGCACUUAACCUUCAGACUCUGAAUACGACGGGGCUUUAUUGGACGGAUACGAUGAAUUCUGCUUGUGGUUAUGUUUAAACAAAUUAUAUAUCAGCAAAUGUUGAAACUUCAGUUUGCUUUCUAACUCAGAGUAUGGAUUUAAUUUAGCUGCACAUUUUAGGGCUUUGACUGAAUGAGCUUUUUAUGUACAUAAAGAGUGAUUUGAUAUUUUGAUAAUCGAUUUCUAUUCACUAUAGUACUUAAUUCAUAACAGUAUUGUCACUGUUUACUGUAACUGCAAUACAAUCUAGAUAGCCUCUGGGUUGCUGUGUUUUUAUUUUAUUUUUUAUUUUUUUGCAUUUUAGGCUAGACCUGCAUUAAUGCUUUUAAUGUUUUAGAUUUUUUGGGAGUGGCAUAGAGUUUAAAGAGAAAAAAAGAGAUAACAGUUUGUUUUAUGUCUUUUACUUUUAAAUGCUUCUCAGUGUUUGAAAUAACCCUAUCAACUUACAGUAUCAUUGCUGGGCUAUUGAGUGUUUAUCAGUAAUUUGAAAUAUUCGUGUGAGAUGAAUCUUUUUUCUUGUCCAUGUAUUGAAGCCUGUUUCGUCAGUUUUGAUACAUUCCUUCAGGGUGGAUGAAUAGCCUUGAUAUAUUUUUUUUUUUUUGGUUUUGUGUUAUUUUUGGAUUUCUAGUGUGUGCGUGUGUGUGUGUGUGUGUGCGCGUGCGUGUGUGUGUGCGCGUAUAGUAGAGCCGCGUCUUUACCUGUCGUCAUAUCAGCUGGUAUUCUAAUCCAAUCAGCACCAAAGACUGUUCAUUAAUCAUUUCUGAAAGCACGGUCGAUACUAUUUCUCCUUUCACCUCCAGCAUACCUGUUGCAGUUAUCAACAUUGGAACAUAUAUAUAUCGAGAGAUCUCUAUUUUACAACGAGGAAAGAAAAAAAAACGACGAAAAAACUAAGGUUGAGGUUUUAUUUUUCUGAGCUAUGUUUGGCAUAUUGUAUUUGGAAUGUAUAGAUAAUAAGCUGCUAUGUACUGAUUAUCUGCCACUUCGUAGCUGUGAAUUUAGAGGAUUAAUCUCAUUAGCCUGCAGUCUCUCUUUUGUAUUGUAGUUAAAACAACUAGAUACAAUAGGAGUGGAUUUUAUUUUGAUCAUAGAGUAUAUUGAAUGCUAUUCCUAUAUGCUUGUGCCUCUGUAUAUUGGCUUUGUUGUUGUUUUUGUUUUUUUGUUUUUUGAAGUGAUUGUAAACUGCUGUAAUGGAAGUUAUGAGUUUUCUCCUUUUUUUUUUUAUUCUGUUGCUUUUUGGUGUGUGUUUUUUUUUUCCUGUGUGUGUGUGUGUGUGUGUGUGAGCAUUUAGCUUCAGUAUUUCAUCUUGAAACGUAGGCUGGGUUCACUCUUGGAUUCUGUAACUGGUGUGUUGUUGAUGUAUUAUUGUUUUUUUUUUAUUAUCCUUCUGAUGAAAUUGCUUUUUUUUUUUUUGGUGUUCCCGUCGUCGGACUGUAUUUCGCAACUCUCGUACUGUACAACUAGUGCCUUUCUUCAAACAAGCGGCUGCGUCGCAUCGAUAUCUGCGCGGCCGGGAAACGUUGUAGACUAGUUCCUUCUCGAGGGGGAUCAGCUCCUACUUUUCACAUCACGAAAACCCCAAAGUUUGUUUGUUUGUUAAGACUGAGAUGACGUCUGAAAAACAAUCUUUUUCUUUCUUUUCUUUUUUUUUUUUUUUUUUACAGUCCUAAGAAAGUACAAGUCAGGGAAUGUUUUAUCGCGCUCACCAAGAACACCGUGCAGUACUUAAAAAAACAAAAAAACAACGUAGGGCCUGAAUACACACAAAUACAAAAAGCUUUAUCCUCACGCCGUGAAUGUAUUUGUGGAACCCCGAGACAUCGCUUGGCAGAUGAGCUACACAGAGCUUUCUCUCAUUUUUUAUAACGGGGAUGUUGAUAGUUCUUCAGCUAUAAUAGCAUAGGUAGAUAUCAUCAUUGUGUUUCAGUCAGGGGUUCUUUCACACACAAAAAAAGAAAAGAAAAAGGCUUUAUCCAUCAAUCAUACUCAAAAAGUUUAGGUCCAAAGUCGCCCUAUCCUCACCUACUUUAUCGUAUUACAUUGUAAUGGUUUUUUUGCUAUGUUGCUCAAGUAACGGCUGUAAUUUAGUGUACUCAUCUUAUUAUGCUACUGUGUUGACGAGCCUUUAACGAGAGGAAGAGAGGGACGCGCUGUUCUGUUCCGCCGUGGAGUGCAGCCUAGAUUUGGAACUGAUUGAAGAGGCGUGCGCAGGUGUGUCGCCGCACAGUAAUCUGUACUUCACUUCAUGCAAAGUGUUCUGUGGUGUGAUUCCCCCCCCCCCCG
Scomber japonicus (chub mackerel) is the source of this 7678-nucleotide messenger RNA. Its product is annotated as homeodomain-interacting protein kinase 3-like. The transcript has 18 exons. Gene Ontology annotation, molecular function: protein serine/threonine kinase activity; protein tyrosine kinase activity; ATP binding. The coding region runs from base 351 to 4481 and encodes 1376 amino acids. The record is from RefSeq and is a predicted model, not a curated record. Gene Ontology annotation, biological process: peptidyl-threonine phosphorylation; peptidyl-serine phosphorylation. Lineage: Eukaryota; Metazoa; Chordata; Actinopteri; Scombriformes; Scombridae. Gene Ontology annotation, cellular component: PML body; nucleus; cytoplasm.